Ceratitis capitata (Mediterranean fruit fly) is the source of this 1665-nucleotide messenger RNA. RefSeq names its product protein yellow. The transcript has 3 exons. Gene Ontology annotation, cellular component: extracellular region. Lineage: Eukaryota; Metazoa; Arthropoda; Insecta; Diptera; Tephritidae. The record is from RefSeq and is a predicted model, not a curated record. The coding region runs from base 158 to 1462 and encodes 434 amino acids.
AGCUUAAACUGAGCACAGUGUCAACGCAGCGCGAACGACAGUAACAACGCGCACGGUGAACUAACAAACAAAGUCAACGGUGACUUGAUUUUACGAACGGUAAUAUAAAUAAAAACAGUUGUUUUGUUUUCAAAUUUAUUUGAAAAAAAAAAAAAAAAUGAAGGCCCACUUUUUUGCAACUCUGCUCUGCAUGGGCAUAGUUUUUUGCACGAUUGAAGCAAAAUUAGAGGAAAAAUUUUCGUGGAAACAAUUGGAGUUUGAAUGGCCAAGUGAAGAAGCUGAAAAAGAAGCCACCAGCAAGGGUCAAUAUGUACCGGAAAAUAAUUUACCAUUAGGCUUGGAGCGUUGGAAUAACAAAUUAUUUGUCACUGUGCCAAGAUGGAAAGCGGGUGUUGCUGCCACACUAAAUUAUAUCGAUCUUAACACUGACCAGAAAUCACCGAAAUUACGUCCAUACCCCAGUUGGGAAACAAAUACAUUGCCUAUCGAAGUUGCCCCACAAGACGCUAAAACUCCAUCUGGCGGACGUUUAGAUGCCGACAAGCCGCAAUCUACUGAAACCGAGCUAAAGGAUAAUGCAACCAUUAUUUCAACUUUCCGCAUACAAGUAGAUGCCUGCGAUCGUUUGUGGGUUUUGGAUACUGGUCUUGCAGAUAUAUUAGGCAAUCCUAAGCAAAUUACACCCAACUCUAUUGUUAUCUUCGAUUUGAAAAAAGACAAACUUGUAAGACGUUUCAACAUACCCAAAGAUCAAACAAAAGACGAUAGUUUCUUUGCAAAUAUUGUAAUCGACUCCGAGCGCAACGAAUGCGAUGACGCUUACGCUUAUGUACCAGAUCUGGGUGCUUACGGUCUCAUUGUUUACUCCUUCCGUGAUGAUCGCUCAUAUCGCGUCAAACACAAUUUCUUCCAUUUCGAUCCACUACAAGGUGAUUUCAAUGUUGGCGGCGUCAAUUUCCAAUGGACGGAUGGUGUUUUCGGUCUUGCCGUUGGUCCACUUAAAGCUGAUCACACAAAAGAUAUAUAUUUCCAUGCUUUGGCCAGCACUAAGGAGUUCAAAGUGUCGAAUCGUGUUCUACAAAACGAAACACAUGUAACAAGUCCAGCCGCUUAUUAUGAUUUCAAAUUUGUUGGUGAUCGUGGCAUGAAUGGACAAUCAACUACAGAGGUUUAUGAUAAGGAUACGGAUGUUAUAUUCUAUACCCAAGUGAAUAAGGAUGCAAUUGCCUGUUGGAAUGUGAAACGUCCAUAUGAUUUGGAGUCGCAGGGUCUUAUUGAUUCCGACUCGCAUACACUUGUUUUUCCCAAUGACAUGAAAGUUGACAAUGAGGGUAAUGUGUGGGUAUUGUCCGAUAAGAUGCCUACAUACUUAUACAAAGAAUUGGAUCCUUCGGCAGUAAACUAUCGUAUUUUGAGUGGCAACAAUCGUGAUUUGAUCAAGGGUACACCUUGUGAGAAUUAAGGAUGGAAAAGUGUUGCUUUUUUAUUUUCAACUGCAUGCUAAAACAAUUUACAUACUUAAGUACAUACUAACGCAAAGCACUUAUCUUUGCACUCUAGAUUUUAAGUUACUAUUAUGCGCAAAUUUCUUUGUUUACAAAUUGUUUACGUACACAUAUUGUGAUUUCAUGAAUGAAAAAUACAUCUAUUAAAAUUGUUUUUAAA